This is a messenger RNA of Pantherophis guttatus, 1899 nucleotides long. RefSeq names its product SWI/SNF related BAF chromatin remodeling complex subunit B1 (gene SMARCB1). Gene Ontology annotation, biological process: chromatin remodeling. Gene Ontology annotation, cellular component: nuclear chromosome. The record is from RefSeq and is a predicted model, not a curated record. NCBI's taxonomy places the organism in Eukaryota, Metazoa, Chordata, Lepidosauria, Squamata, Colubridae.
GGGUCCCGAGGGGCCGCGCGUGCGCGUUGGCGUCGUGCGCUAGGCCGUGCCCAGCCAUGAUGAUGAUGGCGCUGAGCAAGACCUUCGGGCAGAAGCCCGUCAAGUUCCAGCUGGAGGAGGACGGCGACUUCUACAUGAUCGGCUCCGAGGUGGGCAACUACCUGCGGAUGUUCCGCGGCUCCCUCUACAAGCGCUACCCGUCGCUCUGGAGGCGCCUGGCGACGGUGGAGGAGCGCAAGAAGAUCGUCGCCUCGUCCCACGAGUCGCAGCGGAGCCACAGCCCGAGAAGAUAUCAUGGGUAUACCACCCUGGCCACCAGCGUGACUCUCUUAAAAGCUUCUGAAGUUGAAGAAAUCCUGGAUGGAAAUGAUGAGAAGUACAAAGCCGUCUCCAUCAGCACUGAACCUCCCACCUACCUUAGGGAACAGAAGGCCAAAAGAAACAGCCAGUGGGUUCCAACUCUUCCCAAUAGCUCCCAUCAUCUGGAUGCUGUGCCUUGCUCAACCACCAUUAACAGAAACCGCUUGGGCCGAGACAAGAAGAGAACAUUCCCACUCUGCUUUGAUGACCAUGACCCAGCAGUGAUCCACGAAAAUGCCUCACAACCAGAGGUGCUGGUCCCAAUCCGGCUGGACAUGGAAAUCGAUGGGCAGAAACUGAGAGACGCUUUUACGUGGAAUAUGAAUGAAAAACUGAUGACUCCAGAAAUGUUUUCAGAGAUUCUCUGUGAUGACUUGGAUUUGAAUCCCCUCACUUUUGUUCCUGCGAUCGCAUCUGCAAUCCGACAGCAAAUUGAGUCCUACCCUACCGACAGCAUCCUGGAGGACCAGUCAGAUCAGCGGGUCAUCAUUAAGCUCAACAUUCAUGUGGGGAACAUCUCCUUGGUGGACCAGUUUGAGUGGGAUAUGUCUGAGAAGGAGAAUUCCCCUGAGAAGUUUGCCCUGAAGCUGUGCUCAGAGCUUGGUCUGGGUGGUGAGUUUGUCACCACCAUCGCUUACAGCAUCCGGGGGCAGCUGAGCUGGCAUCAGAAGACGUACGCCUUCAGUGAAAACCCCCUGCCAACCGUGGAGAUUGCCAUUCGUAACACUGGGGAUGCCGACCAGUGGUGCCCUCUGCUUGAAACCCUCACUGAUGCAGAAAUGGAGAAGAAGAUCCGAGACCAAGACCGGAACACAAGGCGCAUGAGGCGUUUAGCAAACACAGCUCCAGCCUGGUAACCUCUGCAGAGGACCUUUGGCCACCAGACUGUCUCUCCGAAGGACUGGCCUCCUGCUUGGGGGCCUGCAGCCUUCUCUGGACUAGCUUGGCAAGCCAGGCGUCCCUCUUUUCCCCAGUCUCUACCUCUGGGGGUCCAGUAAAGAUGGAUUGUGGCAGCUGUCAAAACCUUCUUUUCUCACGCCCAAACGACUUUUUAAAUAAAUAAUCCAUCAAGAUGGAAGAUGCAUUUCCAAAUUCCUUUUCUUUGUCCCCAAAUGUAUACUAAUUAGUUCCCUUUUUUCUCUGUCCAUGUGCCUAGCAGUUGAUUUUUCUUUGCAAUAUUUGGGGAUGGGGGUGUCACUAAACCACUAUGUGACACAUUUGGUUUUGGUGUAGCUUGUUGCAUGAUCUCAGCUCAUUUCUUUAGUAUAAUGGUGGUUAAGCAAACCAGUAUGAUCUAGGAACUCAGUUAAUGGCUUGUUUUAGAAGUAUGUUUCUUCCAUUGUUGCCUGACUGCAUGACAGUCAUUCUGAAGUGCUUGAGUUAACAAAAUGAGCUGGUGAUGUUUCUAUUCUGGCUGAACACGAGUCUCUUUUAAGCAACACCUGUUAUUAUCUGCUUUAGAAUUUUGCCCAGUUCUGCAAUUGCCCAAGAUGACUCCUGAUUAUAUUUUAAUAAACAUUUCCAGCCUGAUAUAACAUA